Paramecium sonneborni is the source of this 909-nucleotide messenger RNA. The record is from the annotation of a GenBank genome assembly. NCBI's taxonomy places the organism in Eukaryota, Ciliophora, Oligohymenophorea, Peniculida, Parameciidae.
UUAAAAAUGAAUGAUAAUAAUCAUGAAACAUUCUUUUUUAAUAGGGCUUAAAAAAGAAGAAUACAUGAACAAGAUUAUGCACUCAAAGUUAUCUCACAUACAAAAGUUGAUAAAGAGACUAUUUAAUUAAGUGAAUCCUUGUUUAACGCUAAAAUUACUGCAAAAUAAUCAUCUUGUAUCAUAAGAGAUAUCUAAAGAAGUGUUUAAUAGAAAAUUAAAUUUUAUGAUGAAUAUUUGAAAAGCAGUGAUUCGUUUAGAAAAUAAACAGAUAGAAAAAGUUUAAGUCCAGAAAUUAUCAAACCUUAUGUAAUCUAAACAUAAUAAUAAUCCAAAAAUUAACUAAUAUCUGAAUAGAAAAACACUGAUUUACCUAGUCCUAUCAAAAAUAAUUAAUAAUUAAUAUAAACUCCAAAAAAAAGUCCUAAUCAACAAUAGUAAUCUCGAAAAUCUUUGAAAUAAAAUACUUAAAGUACUUCCCCAAACAAGAAACAAGCCAAUUCUUAAAAAAAAAAAAAAAUAACUAAUAAUUUCCCCCCUUAAAUUAAACAGAAAAGUAACUCCUAAUAUAUUCAUUAAAAAGAACGAUAAAGUUGCUAUUUAAAACUUUAGGUAAAGGAAUCAUAAAAGGAUAAGGAAGACAUUUUUAAUACCAAUAGACCCUAGACUGCAAGAGUGGCUGCAAUUUCAGAAAAAAAUGAAGAAUAGAAAAAAAAUCUAAAAAAUACAAUGGAUAACAAAUUAAAGAAAAAAUAAUAAUAAAAAGAAAUGGUUGAUACUUAAAAACCGAAAAUAAAUAAUUAAAGAAAUUCAAAAAAGUUUAAAAAAAGUGCAAGUAAAGAGUUUUAGACAGAAAUUAAAGAUUUGAUGCAUCUUAUUGAUAAUUAAAAUCAAGUUAAAAGUAAAUAAUGA